Molecule: messenger RNA, 2047 nt
Organism: Salvelinus sp. IW2-2015
Lineage: Eukaryota; Metazoa; Chordata; Actinopteri; Salmoniformes; Salmonidae
Product: transcription factor PU.1
Biological process (GO): cell differentiation; regulation of transcription by RNA polymerase II
Cellular component (GO): nucleus
Molecular function (GO): DNA-binding transcription factor activity, RNA polymerase II-specific; sequence-specific DNA binding
Source: RefSeq, a predicted model, not a curated record
AAAGUGAAAGUAUAUGAUUGUCAUGGUUUAAUACUCUCUGCAUAGUUUUUCAGCUGAGAGGCCUGAUAGCGGUCAACUGUAAUAUUCGACUAAACGACUUCCAUCAGAAGUUCAAUCAAAAUUAAUGGGAAUUAAAUCAAAAGGAUAUUUCUCAGUUUUUUGGGGGAUUAUAACGGUGUGUUUUUGAAAGUCAUCAUGUCCUUUGCACCUGAAGAAAUAAUCCCAUACGAACCUGAGAUUUAUCGACCACCAGUGGAGUUAUAUUCAUUUUUCACCAAUAUUGGAGAACUUCACGAUGAGCAUGGCUGGGAGUAUCACUCUGACCGGGGCAUGCACCAGAGUGACAUGUUGGAAAUCUCCACACAAGGAAAUCACCUGACAGAGCUCCAGAGUGUCCAUUCCCAACAGCUCCUCCACCCCUAUCGCUACCCCGAUACCGACACCCUCCAUCUGCCUCUAGGAGACCCAGGACUGGGACCCUUAACCCCACAGAUGCCGUACUACAACCACACAGUGUAUUACCAGCAACAGGCCCCUGUGUCCCCUAGCUACUACUGCUCAGAGGAGGAGGAACCUGUGGGUCACAGUCCUCCACUGGAGGUAUCUGAGGGUGAUGAAGAGGACUACAGAGACCAUGUCCCCUUUGGAGGAGACUCCAGUAACAAGAGGAAGAUCCGGCUGUACCAGUUCCUCCUGGACAUGCUGAAGAACGGAGACAUGAAGGACAGUAUGUGGUGGGUGGACAGAGAGAAAGGAAUCUUCCAGUUCUCCUCUAAAAACAAGGAGACUCUGGCCAAUCGCUGGGGCACGCAGAAAGGAAACAGGAAGAGGAUGACAUAUCAGAAGAUGGCCAGGGCCAUGCGGAACUACGGCAAGACGGGAGAAAUCAGAAAGGUCAAGAAGAAACUGACCUAUCAGUUCAGUCCGGAGGUACUGAGGAAAGUCUUGACUACAGAGAGGAGGCACUACCCUCACUAGUAGUACCAGAGAUUGUUCAUGUAAUGCCACUGUAUACGGGCUUUGGGAGUAGGCCUAACCUCACUAGUAGUACCAGAGAUUGUUCAUGUAAUGCCACUGUAUACGGGCUUUGGGAGUAGGCCUUAACCUCACUGCUAUGUCUUGAAAAUAGGACAAUAAUGACUCUCUACUGUAAUUGUUUCUGGGGUAUCAUUUUAAAUGUAAUGAAAUACAAUCAGGUAUCAUUAAACAUGUUGAUGUUUAGAUUUUUGUUAUUGGUGUUAGCAUAUUCCAUGUUUAUUUAUUUACUUAACAAGUCGUCAUGUUUUGUGUUACAUAAUCUCACUCUUGACUCUAUCUUUGUGUCUGUGACGGGAAAAAUAAAUAAAGUAUAUUUUCCGUAUGCUCUAGUUCCCAGAAAAUCUGUCAGUGGGAACGGAAGAAAGAUCAAAACCUCAAACAAUUGCAACAUUCGUCUAUUGUGACUGAGUAAAGAAGAGGCACAUAGUUACAGCAAUCCUUCCUGUUUCUCUGUUAUGUUAUUAUCUGCCUUCAACCUCGUCAUCUAUCUGAUCACGUCAGUUGUUGAUGAACAGGAAAGCCAUCACAUGUCAGUUUUGGGGUGUAGGUCUAGUUUGGACAAGAGUUCUGAAACAAGGGAUGUGUGUGUGUGUGUGUGUGACACGUCUCACUCCCUUUUAAAUUUAAUCUAGAGAGUAAAUUACAGUCGUUAGUUAGUGCUUCAGCAGGAACCCAGAGGCUUGUAGACCUAAAAUAAAAUAUUGCUAUUGUAACGAUGUAUUUAAGUUGAUAAAUUCCUGCAUAAAAUGGGUAUUAUGCCACCUCCUGGUAGAUUAGUGUGUUUACAUUGUCUAAUGGGUCAGUGAUAAAAAGGUAUGGGAUUCUGGGUAAUCCACAGCAGAUUUAUGGAGAAUUGCUGUGGGUGUGUUGAAAAUGGAAUGGUCUUGAGAUAGAAAUGUAUAAAAUUGAGAUUACGUUAUAAAAUCCACCUUUUACAUCGUACAUUAGCAAUUUAUGUUAUUAGUAACUACUGUUGUUGAUUUGGCGUCAAAUAAAUGUUAUUAUGUUA